Molecule: messenger RNA, 3235 nt
Organism: Canariomyces notabilis
Lineage: Eukaryota; Fungi; Ascomycota; Sordariomycetes; Sordariales; Chaetomiaceae
Exons: 7
Coding region: 224-3133 (969 amino acids)
Molecular function (GO): DNA binding
Source: RefSeq, a predicted model, not a curated record
GCACUCGGCGGCCGGUGCAUGAUGGGAGCAGCAUGAGCAGCGCCGAUUCUGCUUACGGCUCGGCCUCGGAGGGCUCUCCAGCGGCAACCCACGACAUCAGCCGUGUCAGUUAUCAUGUCAAGCAUCUGGAGAGUUUUGCUCAGGCACUGCAAGAAGUUCUGCGAGUAGAGCGUUCCCAAACCGCGGCCGCGUCUCCCAGCGAUAUUCGAAGGUGCACGCCCUCAUGCUCCACUGGAAGUGUGAUGAUUUGUUUGUUCUGCCCGAGCUCGAGGAUCUGGAAAAGUGUUUUCGCGAACAGUACUCCUUCGAAACCGACAUCUUCUCCAUCCCCUCCGAAAACCCCCACCUUGACCUCAUGCUCAAGGUUGCGGACAUGGUCAAGCAGCAUGAGUCGGAGGAUACUCUGUUCAUCGUUUACUACGGCGGCCACGCCCGUAUAGACGAGUCGAGGCAGAGUACCUGGUGUGCUAACCGCCGACCUGGUUCUCCUUGGUUGCAGUGGUCAGCGAUUCAGACCCUCCUCGAGAGAUCAAUAUCAGAUGUAUUGAUUCUGCUGGACUGUUGCGCCGGUGCCGCGAGCGCCACCUUCCCCACCGGCCAAAGCAUCACUGAAACCAUAUCGGCCUCCAGCUGGGAUGCCAUUGCCCCCGACCCGGGCAGGUAUUCGUUCACCAACGCUUUGAUCGAGGUGCUCCAAGAGUGGGCGCCUCGAACCUUUUCGGCCGCCAUGCUCCACGCUGAAAUUCUCGCUCGUCUGAAACAUCCACGUCCCAUCCUAAUCAAUGGAAAGCAGUUUGAGGCGAGGUCUACGCCUGUUCACUUCAUGAUGACAUCUAACCACAGGGCGCCGAGCAUCGAAAUAUGUCGUGUACUUCCCAGAGGCCAGCUGCCGCCGUCGCCUCCGAACGAGCUGUCCUACCUGCCCGGUCCGUCGAGUUUAAGGUUGACGGAAGGAAGAAGCCGGGUUGAGCAAGCUGCUCUCCCCGCUGACACUCAAAGUCUCAUGGCGCCUGAACCGACCGAGGACAAGCCACAUGUCAUGAUCUCCUUGGCGCUUGAGGAUGACCAGCAGCUCGACAUAAACGCUUGGGAAACAUGGCUGGCCGGCUUUCCUGCCCUGGCUAAAUACGUCAAGGUGCAGGGCAUAUUCAAGAGUCAUUCGACGCUGCUUUUAUUAUCACUGCCUGUCAUGGUGUGGGAUCUGCUUCCAGAUGACCCUGCCUGCUCAUUUGUCGCCUUUAUUCGAUCAAACAACCUCCUGCACGCUCAGCAAACGGCACCGGAACCCGUUGACGUACCGAUACCUGUCGCUAGCGGAGUGCCAGAGACCAACCAGGCCCGUGACGAUGCAGAGUCCUGUUCCGGGACCACAAUCGGGGGGACCACGAUAAUAACGCCGACGGAGAAUGGCAGCAUUGUCGGGUACGGACCAACUGCCUCAAGUGGUAGCCGUCCCAUACAUACAACCCCUGCCUGGAUACCAUCCUUCGCCAAAAUUCAGGUUCCGGCUCUGAAUACGAGACCCUCCGUAGCAGCUUCUUUGAAGACUGCCACUUCCACGACAUCACUAAGCUCGCUGAGACGACCUGAAACACUGCCUCGGAACCUGUCGGCUGCUACCGGCAGUGAGCUCCAUUCCCCCAUUGAGACGAUAUCAAGAAAGAUGAUUCUCAACACGUCUCGGAGCUCUAAGAGAUCUGUCUUCCAAUCACACCAAGAUAUUCCGGAAGGCCAGCCAAUGGCUCAGCACGUUAUCCGACGCCUGGAGGAUUAUUUCCAAAAGGAUCCAGACCCAAGCGUAGGCGUCAUUGAGCAUCUUGCAUCAAACCUUGGGGUGGAGACGGCGGACAUCCACAUCUGGUUCCAUCAUCGCCGAGAGCAAGAACGGAUGGAGCAUAACCUGCAGAGUCUCAGAAUUGAAAGCAGACAAUGGCAAGCCCAGGACGGCGGCCGCAUGAUCCUCCCUGGUCAUCUAAACGAUCUCCUUGAAAUAUAUCCGUCAAAGGGCAUCCUGAUUGUAGAUUUGCGUCCUUCGACCGACUUUGAAAGAUCACAUAUUCAUGACGCUAUCAACCUGCGUGCCCCUCACAGCUUCGUCGAAAAUACUUCGCUAGAGAUGGUUGAAGAUACAUUUGUGGACGACCAGAGCCGUCGCAGCUUCAGCAAGUGGUUCCAGUACAGGUGUGUCGUCUUCUAUGACAGGGUCAUAGAGUUUGACUGGGAGUGUCCCGUCGCCGAAGCCUUGUACAAGAAGUUCAGGCGGAAGGGUUGGCAGGGACAGUGUUUCAUCCUCAAAGGCCACUAUCGCGAGUUCUCGGUGUCGUUUGACAAGUACAUCAGCGGAGCCAAGAUGACGAGCGAGGCCAAAAAUUAUGUCGACGGCCUCCGACAGCAGUCCAGUUUGACUGAGGAGGAAGCAAACAGGCGGCACGAGCGAUACGACGAGUGGCUGCGCGCAUUUGAGAGCCAGCACGGUGUGCCGACAGCAGAUCUUAUUCCGGCAAGAAAACUGGAGCGGAGAAAAGCAGUCGAACAACGCCAGAAGGAUCUCGAGAUAGAAUUCGAGGCCCGCUUCCCAGCGCUGUUCAAGAAGGCGCAGGCGAUGCGUCCGCGGCCUGAUUCAAUUGGCGAGGAUACGCCGUCAGCAACGCCGCCGUCACCUCCUCCCCCUUUCCUCAGCGAACCGUGGGAAGGGCAGACUUUCCAAGACGUCAACUGGAUACGCAAGCGGAAGUCGUCCAUCGACGGCGAUUUUGAGCUGACGAAAGCGCAUCUGGUUGAGCCUCUUGCCAGCGGGCUUGAGAAGAUGCGCCAGGUAAGCGAGUUGGCCAGAGCAGCAGCAGAGUCUCGAGCUUCGUCGGCCCACGGGCAUCAACAACAGCGGCGCAGCGAGGAUUAUCCUGAGAAGGGUAAAAUGACGUACUACGGCGACGAUGACUACGACGAGAUUGACCCCAAGCGCGAAGGGCUGGGGAAUGAUCCCGUCUUUCAGAAGGCGGGAGCUGCGGUUGGAGGAGGGAAAGUGCAGGAACGGCCGGCAAGCAGUGUCCCCGGCGAGGAGACGCCGGUCAAGAAAUCUGCUAGGAAAAGACCUUCUGCUAUAUGGGAGCGGCUAAAAGGCGGCGUGAGGUGAGGGGGGAUGGCAUGACUGCAUAUCUGCAUUUCUGGGUAUCGGAUUUGAACUUCCUAUGUUGGUGGUGGCAUGGUGCUAAAGGGGCAUGGGAAGAGUUAGGCA